CUCAUAAUAUCGACAUAAGAGUGCGUAUAUUGACAGAUGCUGCUUCAGAUGAAUAAAUUCUGAAUUAUUGGGGAUGCUUAAUGUUUAAAUAAUCAUCGGGAAACGUACGCGAAGCAAUGUUUUAAAGAUGAACUCCUCAAUAUAAGAUUACAUCUAUUAUGAGGCUGUCUCUUUAAUGAGAGGAUUUAACUCGCGCUGAAACUCCUUCCUUAUCCGAAAAGUGAGGCAUUUCAUUUGGAUUCAGUACGAACAACGAUGUUACGACUUCUGCUUCUUCUUCAACUUCAGAUGGUCUUUUUUUGUGGAUGGGCUUUGCUCAUGUCAAAGGAAAAUGACACUGAAUUACACAUUGGAACAUUAAUACCAUCUUAUACAAGCGAUCGUUAUCAUUUGAAAAGUGCUGUUGAAUUUGCAGCUGAAACGAUAUACAAGCGUGGAUUACUGAAAGGAUAUAAACUGGUAUUCCACCAUAAAGAUACACUGGGCACCCCAGACAAAGGAGUCGAAGCAUUGAUCGCUUUGAGAAAUGAAAACGUUAAGAUUUGUGUUAUCGGGCCGUUAAAAUCUGAAGUUGCUAUUUACACCGCAAGACUUGCUUCUGUCUGGGGAACCUUGCAGGUAUCAUAUAGUGCAUCAAGUCCUGACCUUCUCUCUGAUACCUAUCCAAGAUUUCUUAGUUUAAUGCCAACUUCCUACUCACUAAAUGCUGCUUUGAUCAAGUUCAUGGAGUUUUUUAAAUGGAAUAGGGUAGCAUUGGCACAAGACGCUAAUUAUAAAAAAUCAGUGUUUCCACCGACAAUAAACGCACUCAAACAGAAGUUAAAACAUAAAGGAGUAAAAAUCCUGACGACAGAACUUGUCGAUGUAACUAAAAGCGACACAAUUAAAUCAUUCGUUCGAACGUUAAAGGAAAAGGAUGCAAGAAUUGUGAUUGCUUUACUGGAGGAUAAAACUUUAUUCACAGUUAUGUGUGAGGCUUACAGGGAAAUUGGUAUUGUGUGGUUUAACUACUACAAUCGUGCUGAAUUCUCAUCAAAAUCAAGGUGUAAUUGGACAGAGUUAGCAAUGAUAACUGAGAGACUGUUUGUUUUGGAUGUUGUCAAUACGCGUAAUGAUUCAAGAAAAACUAUUUCUGGUCUGACCUCAAAAGAGUUUAAAACGAAAAUGAAAAGAGAACGUAAUGGAUGGGAAAUUCGUUCUGCUUUAGCGUUUGAUACAACCUGGCUACUUGCGCUUGCUGUAAAUGCGUCCAUCAAAGAUGCUGUUCGAAUGCAGCACGUAAAUCUUUCAACAAACGACCAUAUUGGUUUGAGUACCAAACUUCGGAAAGAAUGAUGAAUAUGGAUUUUGAAGGAAUAUCUGGACGAGUGACAUUCAAUUCAUCCGAACGACUAGGAACAAUCCUUAUAAAGCAAAUUAGGAAAGGCCAGACCAAACAUGUGGCUGAACAUCAGACGUUAUCAAAUAUACUUACCUUUUUUCAAAACCAAUCCAACCCAAAAGAACUAUUUGAUGCCGAUAAAAAUGUUCAAGAUGGUCCUUUUCCCAUCAACGAAGUUCGUCAUUAUUCUCUAUCUUUGUUCGUUAUCAUUUGGAUAUUAUGCUUUGCUGCAAGUGUUGCUGCGUUAGUCUUGUUCAGUUUCAACUUU
Molecule: messenger RNA, 1649 nt
Organism: Xenia sp. Carnegie-2017
Lineage: Eukaryota; Metazoa; Cnidaria; Anthozoa; Malacalcyonacea; Xeniidae
Product: gamma-aminobutyric acid type B receptor subunit 1-like
Exons: 12
Coding region: 256-1335 (359 amino acids)
Biological process (GO): G protein-coupled receptor signaling pathway; gamma-aminobutyric acid signaling pathway
Cellular component (GO): membrane; G protein-coupled receptor heterodimeric complex
Molecular function (GO): G protein-coupled GABA receptor activity
Source: RefSeq, a predicted model, not a curated record